GCAUCCUGCUGCUAUAAUCAGACUCGGGCUGUGCGGGCGGCGUCGCCAUUUCCCUCCUGUGCAGCGGAGUUUAAAGGCGAGUAGCGGCAGCUGAAUGAGCGGAAGCAGCAGUGAUCAGCCGGGGUCCGCCGUGUUUCUUCGGGAUGAGAGGGGCACAGUUUGACCGGAGUGAAGCCAGCUGUCAGCGCCUUCCAGUCAAACACUAACCGGAUACACACAUCACAGCAUUUUGUUUUUGUUGUCGGCAGAUCGUCUUCAUUCCGCCCUCGCCUGGUGCGCGUCUGUCACAGCCCAGUCCAGAUUUGAGACCAUCCAAGGUGGAGACGGGGUCCGACAAAGCAGCGGAGGCGGUGGACAGCUCGGGUUGAUGUUAGAGCCCAUCGAGGUUUCUUACGACAAAUCAACACACCGUUUACCAUUGUAGUAGUAUCUGAUUUUCCCUGAAGUGAGCGAAGAUGUCGGGGCAGAGCAUUACGGACCGGAUCACUGCAGCCCAGCACAGUGUAACGGGAUCCGCUGUGUCCAAAACAGUGUGCAAGGCAACUACACACGAAAUCAUGGGCCCGAAAAAGAAACAUUUGGACUAUUUGAUCCACUGUACAAAUGAGAUGAACGUGAACAUCCCACAGCUGGCCGACUCUCUGUUUGAGCGGACCACGAACACCAGCUGGGUGGUUGUCUUCAAGUCUCUCAUCACCACACACCACCUCAUGGUCUAUGGCAAUGAGCGUUUUGUUCAAUAUCUGGCUUCCAGGAAUACACUAUUCAACCUCAGUAAUUUUCUGGACAAAAGUGGGUUACAAGGAUAUGACAUGUCCACCUUUAUUAGGCGGUAUAGCCGGUACCUGAAUGAGAAAGCAGUUUCAUAUAGACAGGUUGCCUUUGACUUCACAAAAGUUAAAAGGGGGGUGGACGGUGUAAUGAGAACCAUGAAUACAGAGAAGCUGCUCAAGACAAUUCCCAUUAUUCAAAACCAAAUGGAUGCACUCCUUGAUUUCAAUGUCAAUGCCAAUGAGUUGACUAAUGGAGUGAUCAAUGCAGCCUUCAUGCUCCUCUUCAAAGACUCCAUCCGGCUCUUUGCAGCUUACAACGAAGGCAUCAUAAACCUGCUGGAAAAAUACUUUGACAUGAAGAAAACUCAGUGUAAAGAAGGACUAGAUAUUUAUAAGAAGUUUCUCACUCGAAUGACCAGAAUAUCGGAAUUCCUCAAAGUAGCUGAGCAAGUAGGCAUUGAUCGAGGUGAUAUUCCUGAUCUCUCACAGGCUCCUAGUAGCCUAUUGGAAGCUCUGGAACAGCACCUGGCAUCUUUAGAAGGAAAGAAGGUGAAAGACUCCACUGCUGCCAGCAGGGCUAGCACUCUGUCAAACGCUGUCUCAUCACUGGCCAGCACGGGUAUGUCUUUCACAAAAGUUGAUGAGCGCGAGAAGCAGGCAGCAUUGGAGGAGGAGCAAGCGCGACUUAAGGCUCUGAAGGAGCAGCGACUUAAAGAACUUUCCAAGAGGCCAUCGUUUUCUACGACAGACACAUCACCAGUCUCCACCACCGGGGGCACUAUUAGCACAGCACCAGCCAUAGACCUCUUCUCUACACCCAGCUGCUCUAAUGGAGCGGUGAAGAUGGACAGUGACCUUUUCGACUUGCCAUCAUCCUUCCAGGCCUCAGUGCAGUCAGGCUCUGGGGGGCUUCCAGCAGCGUCUGCAUGGGCUGAUCCUUUCACCUCUGCAGAAGCUGGAGAUGAGUCCAUGCCAAACCUUAACCCUUUCCUCUCCAAACUCGUUGUCGAUGCCUCUCACUUACCUGUUGUGUCCUCCGACGGUGUUAGCUUUUCCUCUAGGACGUCUGCUCAUGAAAUGUUUGGUGAUCGUUACAAUCCCUUUAUUGACACAAACUCAACAGCCAAUAACAAACGCACAGUGCGGAUAGAGCACUCCGUCUCAGACUCCUUCUGUGGCCCAGUAUCUAUUGCCCAGCACCUCCCACAUCAAGCUCCCUUCCCCACAGAGCCCUCCACAGUAACAGGUCUAUUCAAAGGAUACGCUCCACCGCAUGCCCCCCAACAGCCAGCAGGGGGACUUCAUGUUGACUUUGAGUCUGUUUUCGGAACAAAAGCCACUGAUGACAUUACUGGGGGCAUUCUGAAACCCACUCUUGCUGGCUCCAACCAGCCGUCCAAUCAACAGCCAGAGAAGCUGGUCUCAGAUGACCUUGACUCUUCAUUGGCUAACCUUGUUGGCAAUUUGGGUAUUGGCAACGGCACAAUGAAAAAUGACAUCCACUGGAGCCAGCCUGGAGAGAAGAGGAUGACCGGUGGCACUAACUGGCAACCCAAAGCAGCACCCACUACAACCUGGAACCCUGUUUCUAUGCCGCCGUCAGUCAUGGCCUUUCCCGCCACUACACCCACAGGCAUGAUGGGAUAUGGCAUGCCUCCACAAAUGGGCUCAAUGGGAAUAAUGAAUCCACCCACGAUGAUGUACAGCCAGCCCGUAAUGCGGCCACCCAACCCCUUCGGCUCUGUGUCUAGUGCUCAGCCCUCCGCAGCCUCUAGUCCUUCCAGCCAGAGUCCUCUCCGCGCCCCUGGACAGGACCCAUUUGCACACCUCUCUCUCAAGGAUUUCUUGUAGAGGAUCUGUUUAGAUGCAGUUCAUGUGAGUUUGAAGACGUGUUUCUCUGAGGGUGAAGCUAAGCUGAUGUCCUGGUCCUGCAGAGAAACAGGCCCAAACACAGACAUGUCAGGAACACAAUGGUGCAACGACUGUCCGAAACCAUGGUAAUCAUGUCCCAGUGACGUUUGGCGAAAGCUCACGCCCAUUCUUCUGUAACUCGUCCAAGAUGUCAAGUGACUACCCACCCCCCGAGGAUCCCUGACCAAUUUUAACGGUGUAACCUGGAAAAUACAUUUGAGUGCCGAUAAACUUUAAGUACUUGGAAAUGCUGUGGUUGGAUGUGGAGUACGUGAUCUGAGGGGCAGAAGCGGGCAGCGAACUGUGAAAGACGAGCAGGGUAUUUCCUUGAUGCAUUCAUCCUUUCACUUUAAUUGUCACAAAGUAGUGAUGCUACUGACGUUUACACCUGUUUAGUUUUUUGUUCUUUUUUACUGUGUUCACGUAGACAUUCCUUGUGUGCUGGUUGUAUUUAUUUAUGAUUGUCUGGGUAAAAAUAUUGUCACUGAACACCUGUGUGAGGGAUUCAGCAUCAAACAAGGAUCUCAGUGAGAGGUAGAGUAAAAAUAAUGAUAUAAUUAAAGUACACCUAAUAAGCGGAUGAUAGAGCACUAAAUAUUCUCCAGUUUUGUGUUUUGUAAAGUUUUCCUAGACGAGAGAUUUCACAGUCUCCUUUGUACUUAAAGUUCAAGGGUUAGAGUAAGAGUAACUUGUAUGUAGUCAAUUCUGUGCCUAGGGUUUUGAUCAAUCAACCACUUUUUAUCCACCAACCGGACAUGUCGCAUUUGGAGUGGGCUCCAUCUGCUUUGAACUCGGAAUGCCAUUGACUCACUGACUGAAUAUUUAAGGCUGCCUUUUCUCUGAAUGUGAAAGAGUUGUCUUCAUGUUGCACACAUCUUUCCAUGCUACAGUCACACAGUAGUGAGAGUGUGCUAGUUGCUGCAUUUACAGGAAAGGCUGAUAGAUUAGAUGUAAAAUAAUUGUAUAAAAGAUCCAGAGUGGAUUUGAGAAGCACUGUUGAUCGGUGCUAUAUGUAUAUAAAAUUGUUGUUUAAGUGCAAAGUGAAAGAUGUAUGAAAUAUGAAAGCAAUUCAAUCAAAUUUAACUCUUCCUAAAUUUAUUUGAGAAUAUCUUCUGCGUUUGUUGCUGCAGAUAAUGUUCUUUAUGUAAUUAAAAUCUGUAGCAGACAAUAAAGUCGUUUCUUUCUUUUACAAAUAAAGAGCAGCUUCCACAAACA
Molecule: messenger RNA, 3899 nt
Organism: Periophthalmus magnuspinnatus
Lineage: Eukaryota; Metazoa; Chordata; Actinopteri; Gobiiformes; Gobiidae
Gene: picalmb
Product: phosphatidylinositol binding clathrin assembly protein b
Exons: 23
Coding region: 456-2624 (722 amino acids)
Biological process (GO): synaptic vesicle budding from presynaptic endocytic zone membrane; clathrin-dependent endocytosis; clathrin coat assembly
Cellular component (GO): clathrin-coated vesicle; extrinsic component of presynaptic endocytic zone membrane; clathrin-coated pit
Molecular function (GO): clathrin heavy chain binding; 1-phosphatidylinositol binding; SNARE binding
Source: RefSeq, a predicted model, not a curated record